Messenger RNA from Formica exsecta, 1060 nucleotides. RefSeq lists its product as uncharacterized. The record is from RefSeq and is a predicted model, not a curated record. The transcript has 3 exons. NCBI's taxonomy places the organism in Eukaryota, Metazoa, Arthropoda, Insecta, Hymenoptera, Formicidae. Bases 330 to 1058 code for a protein of 242 amino acids.
UACAUCACCAAAUACAAUAGAUGCAAAAUGGUUUACGAUUUUACGACUUUUCUUUUCGCGUAAUCACAAUCUUAUAUAAACAACCACCGACGAUAAUAUUUCUGAGAUAUUGAGAACCUCUUCGACAACGUACGAUCGGAGUCCAAAAGCCGAUCUACCGCCAAGACCAUUUCUUUUGCUCUCGAGCAACUUCGCGACGAUGCUCGAAGAUAUCUACGACGAGAACGCUGAAAGAUUCGGUACCGUAACAGUCGGACCGGGCGCAUAAAUCAGCUGCACAGGCUCGCGUGAGGGAGGUGACGACGCCGGCAGGCCACCCCGUCAAUAAAAUGCAAAGACGAAGAAAUAAAGUUAAAGAUAAGCCGCCCCCGGACCCACGCCGAGAGUACUUGGACGCCGAGUCCAGCGAUGAAGCGGAAAGGCGCAAAUCCGCACUCUACGGCGGAGAUUGUCAAACGAAUAUUGUUGCAGGUGAAGAAGAGGAGGAUAUGGAAGAUGAGCUGCGUCCGAUGUACGGGGCGGACGAAUUAAACGAAUUGAAAAACAUUUAUUCGCGCAUUUGUGUCGAAAGCAGAGACUCGGAAAAAUUCGGUACCUUUUUUCAGAUUCAGUGUGUUAAGGAUAUGACAACGCUGAGCGGUCUGAAGGACAGCGAUUGGACGUGGAAAUGCGAUAUGGACAUCCGCGAGUUCUUCCACGACCCGAGCAUUCCGGUCCUCUGCGUCUAUCACGUGGAGGGUGACCUGACCACAGAAUUUUCAUUUCCUACGGUACCCGUGCACGAGCUAACCUACUUCGUGAGAGAGCCCAACGAGAUUCUCUAUCCGGAGAACUUUCGCGAGCGCAUUCUCUUCGGGUCGUUGAACGACAAGGUGGAGAGCCAUAUACUGGGCGUCAUCCAGAACGUGCUCGCGCCGAUCUUCUUCACAAUCGAAACUUGGCCGGACAGUAUCCUUUCGCUCCUCCUCUGUGCUAUCUCUCCGUAUCUAUUAUUACAUUUCCGUCAAACUAUCCAAUUAAUUCGUGCAACUAAUGCGGAAAGUUUCGCAUGGCAGUAGCA